AUGUACUUGAGUGAGACGUCGUCAGACGAAUCACUCGGUCCGAAGAUCUCGAACAUGAUGCCGCCACGGUUCCCAGAACCAGUCAACCUGGCUCUUGCAGUGUCCGCUCCGGAUGAUCCGGAGGCGUGA
This is a messenger RNA of Peronospora matthiolae, 129 nucleotides long. NCBI's taxonomy places the organism in Eukaryota, Oomycota, Peronosporomycetes, Peronosporales, Peronosporaceae. The record is from the annotation of a GenBank genome assembly.